Messenger RNA from Peromyscus leucopus (white-footed mouse), 2808 nucleotides. It is a transcript of the gene Shpk, whose product is annotated as sedoheptulokinase. Gene Ontology annotation, biological process: cellular response to lipopolysaccharide; carbohydrate metabolic process. Gene Ontology annotation, molecular function: sedoheptulokinase activity. Gene Ontology annotation, cellular component: cytosol. NCBI's taxonomy places the organism in Eukaryota, Metazoa, Chordata, Mammalia, Rodentia, Cricetidae. The record is from RefSeq and is a predicted model, not a curated record.
GUUUGGGCCUUCCUUGACCAAUGGGAAGACAAGAAGUCGCCAUGUGGCGUGCGGCUGAAAGAUUGGCAGGGAAGCCCCGCCCCCGCGCUGCCCUCCCCGGUGCAGAGUGCCGCGGCUAGCGCGCUGCUCAAGCCACCGGACCUCCGCUGUCACCACUGUCACCGCUGCCAUGGCUUCGCGACCCGUCACUCUCGGCAUCGACUUGGGCACCACGUCCGUGAAGGCUGCCCUGUUGGAGGCUGCACCCGACCACCCAGCCGGGUUCGUGGUGCUGGCCACCUGCACCCGGGCUGCCCGGGCAGAGACAGAGAGCACGGCGGCCGGGCCCCAGGGACGAGAGCAGGAUGUGACUAGAAUCAUCCAAGCCCUAAAUGAAUGCCUUGAUGUUCUUCCCCGGCAACAGCUCCAGAGAGUCGGGGCUAUCGGAGUAUCAGGACAGAUGCAUGGCAUCCUAUUUUGGAAAGCAGGUCAAGGCUGUGAAUGGAUGGAGCGAGGGCCUGUUGUAUUUGAGCCCAGAGCUGUGACCUUGGUCACAUGGCAGGAUGGCCGUUGUCACACUGGCUUCCUGGCUUCUCUGCCCCAGCCAGCAUCCCAUCUCAGUGUGGCCACAGGAUUUGGCUGUGCAACCACCUUCUGGCUUUUGAAAAACAGCCCAGAGUUCCUGAAGUCCUACGAUGCGGCUGGCACCAUUCAAGACUAUGUGGUUGCCAUGCUGUGUGGCUUGCCAAGACCCCUGAUGUCUGACCAGAAUGCAGCCAGCUGGGGCUAUUUCAACACCCAGAGCCAAAGCUGGAACUUGGAGAUACUGGAAGUGGCGGGCUUUCCUGUGCACCUGCUCCCCGACAUUGCAGAGCCAGGCAACAUGGCGGGCAGAACCUCUCACACAUGGUUUGCAAUCCCAAAGGGCACACCGGUGGGCAUAGCCCUGGGUGAUUUACAAGCCUCUGUCUAUUCCUGCAUGGGCCAAAGGACUGAUGCAGUUCUCAACAUCAGCACCUCUGUCCAGCUGGCAGCCUCCAUGCCUGUGGGAUUCCAGCCGCUGCAGACUCCGGAUCCUGCAGCCCCGGUCGCCUUCUUCCCUUACUUCGACAGGACCUACCUGGGGGUGGCAGCGUCACUCAAUGGAGGCAAUGUCCUGGCCACGUUUGUCCAGAUGCUCGUUCAGUGGAUGGCGGAUCUGGGCCUGGAGGUUGAAGAAUCCACUGUCUAUUCACGCAUGAUCCAGGCGGCUGCACAGCAGAAAGACACACAUCUCACCAUCACCCCAACAGUGCUGGGCGAGAGGCACCUGCCAGACCAGCUGGCCUCUGUGACUAGAAUCUCCUCCUCUGACCUUUCCCUGGGUCAUGUGACCCGGGCCCUGUGCAGAGGCAUUGUUCAGAACCUGCACUCCAUGCUUCCUUUUCAACAGCUCAAAGAGUGGGGUGUGGAACGGGUGAUGGGGAGUGGGAGUGCGCUGUCCAGGAAUGAGGUGCUGAAGCAGGAGGUCCAGAGGGCAUUCCCUUUGCCACUGUGCUUUGGGCAGGAUGUGGAUGCAGCCUUUGGGGCAGCUCUGGUCAUGCUCCGGAGAGACCUCGGCCAGAAGGAGCCUUAGUUCAGCAAGCUCUUUGGUUAAAGUAAUGCUGGGAAUUCUAUCUAAUUGACAUUGCCAACAUGAUCUCUGAAUUGUCCUUUUCCUGGACGGUUCUUUGGGCAGACUGUAAAUUAUACUUGAUCCUGAGGUACUGUCUAAAUUGAUCAAGAUUUUACCUUCAGGGCAUAUGAUAGUCAUACAGCCAGGAUCCCAAACUAGUGCCUUCCAAGAACAGGAUCUUCUGAGAGCAGAUUGCAAACGCAAGUGUGAGAGGUGGAGAGAAUGGGAGGGAGGGAGGAAAAUGGGAAGAGGGAGGGGGAGAAGAAGAAAGAGAAAAACACAGACAGCUUCCUGGCUGCUAGGCUCAUCUGUGAUUCACUUGUAGACAGCAAGAAAAGAAAGAUGACUUCAGAGCGAACAGUCUGAACAGGAGCCGUGGCUCCAAGCAAAGAAGACCUGCCUUAUGUCCAGCGUUUGGACUGGUCUUUGUAAGUGGUCCAGCUUUGAGUCAAGUGCAUUAUUGGAAAAUUCCUUCCUGCAGGAUUGUACGAGGUGGCUGGAGGCCCCCUUUCCAGUCUUGUUGUCCCUCAGCUAUGGCAUGUUCUUCGGGUAGAGAGAGACCCAAGAACACUGAAGCAGGAUGGCUUGGAGGAGGCUGGGGUCUUGGGCUUCUUGCCAUGUAUAUUUGUUUCUGGGAGAGCACUUCACCAGGGCUGCCCUGAGUCUUCUUAACACAACUGGCCUGAAGGCGCAUUCCAGAGAAGGAAAGGCAGGUGGCAUGAACAGCCAGAGGGACUAGAGCGUUGUGGCGAACACCAUUCUGAUAGACUGUUUUAAAGAUGACAGCAAGGCACUGAACCUUUUCCAUGAUUGUGCACAUGUCCCCAUAGCCCCUGCCACAGGGGGUGGCCAAUUUCAUGAGGGAACCCCUUGUCCCACAGGUCCCACCCCUUUCUCUGUGGUGAGGGCCUUGCUGGCCUUUGUUGGCUCUGGCUCAGUAGAAAUGCCCUGUUGGAGUGGGCAUGCAUAGAGGGCCAGAGUCACCAUCACUGUGCCUAUUCCUAGACUCCUAAAGGACCCAAGGCUCGGGGACACCUGUAACUUUGGGGAGCAGUCAUGUUGUCACUUUGAAUGAGUUGUUUUGCAAGCUAUAUGAUUGUGGGAACCCAUUUGAUGAUUUUGACUCCCGCUGCUGGCUGCAGUUUAGAUAACCGAAUAAAAUUCAUUUUCUCAGA